Molecule: messenger RNA, 1071 nt
Organism: Merops nubicus (carmine bee-eater)
Lineage: Eukaryota; Metazoa; Chordata; Aves; Coraciiformes; Meropidae
Gene: ALDH7A1
Product: aldehyde dehydrogenase 7 family, member A1
Exons: 12
Molecular function (GO): aldehyde dehydrogenase (NAD+) activity
Source: RefSeq, a predicted model, not a curated record
GCUAGUUUGGAAGAUUAUGAAGAAACAGUAAAGAAGGCUAAAGAGGCAUGGAAGGUUUGGGCUGAUAUCCCUGCACCUAAGCGUGGAGAAAUAGUGCGACAGAUUGGUGAUGCCCUGAGACAAAAAAUUAAACUUCUAGGAAGCUUGGUCUCUUUGGAAAUGGGAAAGAUUUUAGUUGAGGGUGUUGGGGAAGUGCAGGAGUACGUUGAUGUCUGUGACUAUGCUGUUGGUUUGUCCCGAAUGAUUGGUGGUCCUGUUUUGCCUUCAGAAAGACCUGGCCAUGCCCUUAUAGAGCAGUGGAAUCCCGUGGGGCUGGUCGGGAUCAUCACAGCCUUUAACUUCCCCGUGGCGGUGUAUGGGUGGAACAGUGCGAUCGCAAUGGUCUGUGGAAACGCUUGCCUCUGGAAGGGUGCUCCUACAACAUCCCUCAUUAGUGUUGCUGUUACAAAGAUAAUUGCCAAAGUCUUGGAGGACAACAAUGUGCCUGGAGCUAUCUGUUCUCUGGUUUGUGGUGGAGCAGACAUUGGGACAGCAAUGGCGAGAGAUGAGAGGAUGGACCUGUUGUCCUUCACUGGCAGCACAAAAGUGGGCAAGCAAGUAGCACUUAUGGUUCAGGAGAGAUUUGGUCGAAGUCUGCUGGAACUGGGAGGAAACAAUGCCAUAAUUGUGUUUGAAGAUGCAGAUCUGGACCUUGUCAUACCAUCUGCUCUGUUUGCUGCUGUGGGAACAGCCGGUCAGAGGUGCACAACUGCUAGAAGGCUGUUCCUCCAUGAAAACAUCCAUGAUGAGGUGGUGACAAAGCUUGCCAAGGCCUAUGCCCAGGUCCGCAUUGGGGAUCCAUGGGACUCUGACACUCUGUAUGGGCCUCUUCAUACCAAAGCAGCAGUGAAAAUGUUCCUUGAUGCAGUAGAACAAGCAAAACAACAGGGUGGCACUGUGGUCUACGGUGGAAAGGUUAUAGAUCGCCCUGGAAACUAUGUUGAACCAACCAUUGUGACUGGCCUUCCUCAUAAUGCACCCAUCGUCCACACCGAGACAUUUGCCCCCAUACUGUAUGUGCUGAAAUUUAAG